Macadamia integrifolia is the source of this 2013-nucleotide messenger RNA. Its product is annotated as putative UDP-rhamnose:rhamnosyltransferase 1. The transcript has a single exon. Gene Ontology annotation, molecular function: UDP-glycosyltransferase activity. The record is from RefSeq and is a predicted model, not a curated record. The coding region runs from base 250 to 1638 and encodes 462 amino acids. NCBI's taxonomy places the organism in Eukaryota, Viridiplantae, Streptophyta, Magnoliopsida, Proteales, Proteaceae.
CCAACCACAGAAUUUAAGUCCAUUAUUGAACUUGCACAUCCAAGUUCUAUAAUGGAAGAAGGUGAUGUUGACAUCACGAUUAGCAGACAGAGUCAUCUCGACAGAAAUAUAAAAAACCCUAGCUGAUCUUUCUAUAUCACUUUCAAACCUUGAAUGACUGUUAGUUGGUGGGUUAUGCUGCUGUAAUUAGCCGUUUUUUGUUGGUACUGAUCAGACUCAGCUGCUCAGGUCUCUCUUCCACUUCCUCCCAUGGCUAGAAAUGGGCUUCACAUCGUAAUGUUCCCAUGGUUAGCUUUUGGCCAUAUGAUACCAUUUCUGGAGCUCUCCAAGGGCUUAGCUAAAAAGGGUCAUCACAUCUCCUUCAUUUCCACACCAAGAAACAUUGAAAGGCUUCCCAAACUUCCUCCCAAUCUAUCCCAUCUCAUUAAUUUUGUGAAGCUCGACUUACCUCCUGUAGCCAACUUGCCGGAGAAAGCUGAGGCCACUUCUGAUGUCCCUUUCGACAAAAUCCAGUACCUUAAGAAGGCCUUCGAUGGUCUAGAGGGAUCUUUCGCUUGCUUCCUUGAGAGCUCAGCUCCAGAUUUGAUUAUCCAUGACUUCUCCCAUCACUGGUUUCAACCCCUUGCGACUAAAUAUGGUGUUCCAUGUGCCUUCUUCUGUAUAUUCAUUGCUUCAACGCUUGCCUUCUUUGGCAGCCCAUGGUUGCGUAUGGCCGGCGAAGAUACCCGAACAGAUCCGGAACACUUCACUGUUCCUCCCCAGUGGAUUCCUUCCCCUUCCAAUCUUGCAUUUCGCCUCUAUGAAAUCCUUAAAGUGUCUGAAUCUUUCAGUGAAAACGCUUCUGGUGUGUCUGACAUGGAUCGAUUCGACUCGGCAAUCCUUGGAUCUACCUUUGUAGUUGUGAGGAGCUGUGAAGAAUUCGAGGGUGAUUCUCUACGUAUCCUGCGGGAGAAGCUCUAUCGGAUACCAGUCAUUCCUAUAGGUCUACUUCCUCCAUCAUCAGAGGAAGAAGAUACAUCGGAAAACAAAGAUGAUGGUGAAUGGGAUAAUAUAAAAAAGUGGCUAGACAAGCAAAGAGAAGGAUCUGUGGUUUACAUAGCAUUUGGGAGUGAAGCAGAAGUGAGUAAAGAAGAAAUGCAUGAGGUAGCUCUUGGGUUAGAGCUAUCUGGGUUGCCCUUCUUUUGGGCACUAAGAAACCCAGCAGGGUUGCUACCAUCAGGUUUUGAGAGUAGAACUCAAGGUCAGGGUUUUAUCUGUUUAGGAUGGGCUCCUCAGAGAAAGAUAUUGGGACACCCUUCAGUGGGGGCUUUCUUGACUCACUGUGGGUGGAGUUCGGUAAUUGAAGCUCUUGGAAUAGGUUGUCCUCUUGUGUUACUACCUCUAUCAAUCGAUCAACCUUUGGUUGCAAGGUUAUUGCUGAGCAAGAAUAUUGGGGUAGAGAUUCCGAGAGAUGAACAAGAUGGGUCGUUUACAAGAGAUUCGGUGGCCGAGUCACUGAGGCUAGUAGUAGUGGACGCAGAGGGGGAACUGCACAAGGCCAAAGCUAAGGAGAUGAGAGAGGUGUUUGGAGACAAGGCUCGGCAUGACCGAUACAUUGAUGAUUUCGAUCAAUACCUCAGAACUAAUCAUGGAUGCUGAAUGGGACUCCUUAAUUGGGGACAGUGUUCUGUUUGUUAUGUCUAUUGCUCAUCAUAUGAUGGAGAAUGUUAUAUUAAGGUGGUUGCAGAAAUCUCUCUCUCUCUCAAAAAUUGCUAAUAUUAAGACAUUUCCAUUCUAGGUAUUGCUACUUAUAGGAUAUGAAUUUUCCGUGGUCUAAGGUUUUCUUGGACUUCUAAGGGCCUUCUUUCAAAGGGGUUCAGUUAUCGGUACUGAAAAGUUGUCGGUAUAGCAUUACACAAUUUGCCAUUUGACAGUACUUGUAUAAGUCCAUGUGAUAGGGGAUUUCACAUAUACUCAAUGGCCAAAUUUUAAUCCGAAGUAAGCAAACAUAAUUUGCUCAAGUUCUCAUUCAAA